Messenger RNA from Brassica rapa (field mustard), 4235 nucleotides. RefSeq names its product protein FAR1-RELATED SEQUENCE 6. Lineage: Eukaryota; Viridiplantae; Streptophyta; Magnoliopsida; Brassicales; Brassicaceae. Gene Ontology annotation, molecular function: zinc ion binding. The record is from RefSeq and is a predicted model, not a curated record. Gene Ontology annotation, biological process: regulation of DNA-templated transcription.
CUAUUUUUAUUUAUUAAUAAAAAGUACAUACAAUAACCAAAAAUACAUUGAAAAACAUAAUCUGAAAAAACACAAAUAUCCAGAAAAUAAAAACUGAAGAUACUCUUCUAGACAAGGCAUUGUCAUCUGAGUUUCAAACAAAUUGACUUUGUCAGUUUGCUUCUGCAUAUUCACCGUUGAUCCCAUUCGAUUUCCAUGUCUGGUUAUCAUCCGAACUUUGUAUCAUAACAUAAUCACUGCAAAUACCAAAUCUUUUUGUUUUAUAAGAUUGGCCAACCCCAAAUUUGGAUCUAGAAAUAUCUUUCCAUAAAAGAACCCAAUGUAUUGGUUCUAUUGAAAAAAAUAAAAAUUGAAGUUGCCAAUUCUCCACGACUAUACAAACAUCAGAACAUCUGUUGAAUCCUAAAUCUAGUAACAUAGAUUGGAACAUAUUAACAUGAAUAAUUAAGAGAUUUAGGGGCCAACUGUUUCGUUAAUAUGAAGUGUAAGUUACAAGCCGAAAAGAGAUAUAAAUAAAUAAAGAACUCGUCGUCAAAGCUAUCUCUCUCUCUAUCUAUUUCUCCUUAUCUCUGUGUGUAUCUCCCAUCCUCUCUAUUUCAUUCAAAUGCUCUCUCCCUUUUAUACAGUCUUCAUUCUUCCUCCCUUAUCUUUCGUAGUGGGAUGUUAGGGGAUUGGUUCGGAAAUUAUCAUUGUACUAUUACUUGCAUAGGUUCGAGUUUACAAUCGGCAGUUUGUACAAUCUAUGUUCCUAGGCAUCUGUUCCUUGCGUGCGUCGGAGGAACAUCGAACUAUUGGGUCGGUGUUACUGGACUUUCUUUAUCGAGUUUGAGUCUAACUCGCUCGUGGGCCGGAGUCCCAUCUCCAACAACAUCACCUACAACAAAAGAAGUAUAUCUUCAGUUUCAAAUUGUUGUCUCGUCAUCUUCAAAUCAUCAUAAAAAUUUUCUGACAGAUUAUCUUCUAUCAAUAUAAGAAAGAUGAAAGCACAAUUAAGAUAGCGUCUCACAAAUUUUGGAAUAUAUUUUUCCAGAAUCUGAUUCAAAAACCGUAGAGACUGGCGAAUCAUGGUUAUAAAGUCCACGUCAGAGAUAGAAGAUAUGUAGUGGAUGUAACCAAUGCCACAUCUCACUUGGAUCAAAUAUCUAGCGUUUCCGAUAGGAGAUCAUAAUAGAUCUAGAAUGAUCCAUUUACAAAACAGAUCACAAGAUAUCUCCAGAAUCAUCAAUGGUGUGAGAAUCAACCAAAGAAACGAUGAUGUAUUCUUCAUUGAACAAUUCUGGUGAAAAAAACAAAACGUAAUAAGAAAAAAAUGGUUAGUGCAGUGGUGUUGGUACAGACUCUCUCGCUCUUUAUCUUUUUCUCAGCGCUUAAGACUAGGCAUUAUGACACAAAUGGUAGAAGCCAUGAGAAAAGUAUGAAUUAGGGCAGAAUAAUAUCAUCCCCUUUCUGAUCGCAGAGAGAACAAAACAAUUUAGAAAUUUUUUUUCUCUUGUCAACGAAAACCUUUAUUUAUAUGUCCGUCUGCUAAGAAAAAAAUAAUUGUAGAAUUAGUAGAUAAUCAAACUGAGGAUAAUAAAAUCUAUAAACUUUUAAAUUGUAGGUUUGACAUUUCACAGAAACAUAGGGUUUUUAAUUCUCUUUUAUCUUCGAAAUGACUUCGUUUCUUGCAGAGAGGGUAAAAACUUACACAUUUGAAAAUGUAUACGGCUAUUUUGAUAUUUAACAAAACUACAGGGGCUUGAUUUUUAGCUGUGUUCCGAAACGGCGGCGUUCUACAAUCGCACGUGCUAUCCAACCUGUGACAAAACCCUAAGAUGAGUUGUUCUAUGGAGAUGCUAGAGUCACCAGUCGAGCCCCAAAUCACCUUCACCCUCAGAAAGAAGAAGACUUAACUACCCAACCGCCUUACACAACGGUCAAUACCCGCGCAAAACUCACUCCCGGGUCGGAUCUCCCGUCCUAGUCCCAACCGGAUCCAUCCCGGACCGAGAUCAAGUUUCGCGAUUCCCCUCAAGACAAAUCGAAUAAAGACAGGAACUUUCAUUUCAAUGGAGAGAAGUGAUUCUGGCGAUGUAGAUGUACAUGCAUCUGCUUAUUUACAAACCGAUGAGACCCACGAAAGAGAUGAUGGUGGAGAAGCUGACCAUGAGAUCGAUGAUGUUGGGUUCACUCAAAACGAACAAAGAAAGAGUGAACACCAAGAAGAAGAGUUUGUUGAGGGCAAAGAGUUUGAUGCUCCAGCAGUUGGUAUGGAGUUCGAGUCAUACGACGAUGGUUACAACUACUACAACUGCUACGCUAACGAAGUUGGGUUUAGAGUAAGAGUGAAGAACUCAUGGUUCAAGCGGCGUAGCAAAGAGAAGUACGGCGCUGUGCUUUGCUGCAGCAGCCAAGGCUUCAAGAGAGUUAACGAUGCUAACCGUGUGAGGAAAGAGACGCGAACUGGCUGUCCUGCGAUGGUGAGAAUGAGGCAGGUUGAUUCCAAGAGGUGGAGGGUGCUUGAAGUCACGCUUGACCAUAACCAUUCGCUCGGUUAUAAAUCUGUUAAAAGGACUGGGACCAAGAGGAAGUGCGCAGACUCAUCUCUUAAGCUGUACAAGGCUCGUGUGAUGGAUGUUGGAAACAGUGUGAUCCCAAACUCGGCUCCCAAGAAACAGUUUCAGAGCUCUUCUUCUGAUGUGCUCAACCUUAGAAGAGGAGAUUCAUCAGCUAUCUACAACUACUUUUGCCGUAUGCAGUUGACAAACCCAAACUUCUUCUACCUGAUGGAUAUAAACGAUGAAGGGCAGCUAAGGAACGUGUUCUGGGCGGAUGCUUUCUCUAGAGUGUCUUGCAGUUUCUUCAACGACGUCGUUUUCAUCGACAACGCUUAUAUAUCAGGAAAAUUCGAGAUUCCUCUUGUGACAUUAGUGGGAGUGAAUCACCAUGGGCAAACUACGUUGCUUGGAUGCGGCCUUCUCGCUGGAGAGACGGUAGAGUCUUACCAUUGGUUACUCAAAGCAUGGUUCGGUGUAAUGAAGUGUUCUCCUCAGACUAUUGUUACAGACAGAUGCAAGCCUUUGGAGGCUGCGGUCUCCCAAGUGUUCCCGAGAUGUCAUCACAGGUUCAGUGUGGCGCAUAUAAUGAGGAAAGUACCUGAGAAGCUAGGUGGGUUGGUUAGCUACGAUGGCGUGAGGAAGGCUUUCACGAAAGCAGUGUAUGAAACGUUGAAAGUUGUGGACUUUGAAGCAGCUUGGGGGUUUAUGGUUCACAGUUUCGGCAUUGUCGACAACGAAUGGCUACGUUCCUUGUACGAGGAUCGAGCUAGAUGGGCUCCUGUUUAUCUCAUUGACACGUUCUUCGCCGGACUCGCUACUUGUCGUCCUGGAGAGAGUUUGAGUCCCUUUUUCGAGAGGUACGUUCAUAAGCAGACACCGUUGAAAGAGUUUCUUGAUAAGUACGAGUUAGCUCUUCAUAGGAAGCGCAGGGAAGAGACUCUAGCUGAGUUAGAGUCUCUCACCUUGAAAACAAAGUGUUCUUUCGAGACGCAGCUCUCGAGAGUCUACACUAGAGAGAUGUUCAAGAAGUUCCAAGUAGAGGUGGAGGAGAUGUACUCGUGUUUCAGCACGACGCAGGUCCACGUAGACGGGCCUUUGGUGAUCUUCCUUGUGAAAGAACGUGUCCAAGGAGAAUCCAACAGAAGAGAAGUCCGAGAUUUCGAGGUUCUGUACAAUAGGUCAGUGGGUGAAGUACGGUGCAUUUGUAGCUGCUUCUACUUCUAUGGAUACUUGUGCAGACAUGCUCUGUGUGUUCUCAACUUCAAUGGCGUUGAAGAGAUCCCUUUGAGGUAUAUUCUACCGCGGUGGAGAAAAGACUACAAACGUGUCCACGCGGCUGAUAAUGGUUUUGUGGAUGGCACGGACCGGGUUCAAAGGUUUGAUCAGUUGUAUAAAGGGGCUCUUGCGGUAGUUGAAAAAGGAGCGGUUUCUUUGGAUCGUUAUAAAGUGGCGAUGCAAGUUCUUGAACAGUCUUUGGAUAGAGUUCAUAGUGUAGAAGAAAAGCAAGACUAGUGUUUAUAGAAGAAGGGGUUUGUGAAACUUAUAUAUCUGUAUAUAGAAAACUAUUUGUUCUUCUUUUGCUGUAAGAAAGCUGUAAUAAUAUAUGCCAAGAGGCAUGAAGCUAGAAACUGUAAUAAUAUAGAUGAUGUUUUAGAAGGUUUAUUUUGUUUCAAUUUAUAUGAAGUUUUGAGAUUUUAA